This is a messenger RNA of Huiozyma naganishii CBS 8797, 1230 nucleotides long. It is a transcript of the gene SPE2, whose product is annotated as adenosylmethionine decarboxylase SPE2. Gene Ontology annotation, biological process: spermine biosynthetic process; spermidine biosynthetic process. Gene Ontology annotation, cellular component: cytosol. NCBI's taxonomy places the organism in Eukaryota, Fungi, Ascomycota, Saccharomycetes, Saccharomycetales, Saccharomycetaceae. The transcript has a single exon. Gene Ontology annotation, molecular function: adenosylmethionine decarboxylase activity. The coding region runs from base 1 to 1230 and encodes 409 amino acids. The record is from RefSeq and is a predicted model, not a curated record.
AUGACGAUAUCCAUUACAGAGUUGACGAACCAUUCUUAUAUCGACCACCAGUUGUCCGCGACGCUGGACUCGACAGAGGCCUUUGAGGGUCCCGAGAAGCUACUGGAGAUUUGGUUUUUCCCACAUGUGGGGAAGGUGCCCGGCGAGGGGAAGACCUUGCGGGACGUCCCCGUGGAGACAUGGGUGUCUAUCUUGCAAUUGGUCAAGUGCGAGGUGCUCUCCAUCAAGUCGACACCGGAGAUGGACGCGUUUCUGCUCAGCGAGUCCUCAAUGUUUAUAUACCCGCAUAGAAUGACGCUCAAGACGUGUGGGACGACGACGACACUGUUCUGUUUGCCCCGUCUGUUUGAGAUCUUGCACGAGUUGCUCGGGUGGGACUUCCGGAACGAAGAGGAGGGCAAAUUCGAACCUUUCAAAGUGUUUUACUCGAGAAGGGCGUUCAUGUUCCCCUCGAAGCAGAAAUCGAUCCACAGGAACUGGGGGGACGAAGUGGACUACUUGAAUGCGUUCUUCUGUUCCGGGAAAAGUUACGUCGUGGGCAGGUUCGAUGAUAGGAAACAUUGGAACCUGUACGUCACAGACACCAAGGAACAAGAUGAGCAAGUGGCAGCGGUAGAAGAGUCACCCGCAGUCGAGGACGAGACGUUCGAGAUCCUUAUGACCGGACUGGACCCUGAAUGCACAGAGCAGUUCGUGUCCCACCGGCAAGUCUCUGCGGAGCCACAGCCUCUGGGGCAACCGCAGGAGAGGACCAACGACGACGCUGACGACGACGGCCACCUCCUCGGGUACAGCAUGACGCGGAAGACGGGGCUCGACAACGUGUACAACACUGCGAGUGCGAACUCCAGGGACGCGGAAUUCCACCACGACGCGUUUGCAUUCUCACCUUGCGGGUACUCCUCUAACAUGAUUGUCGAUAACCACUACUACUAUACACUGCACGUCACCCCGGAGAAAGGGUGGUCGUACGCCUCUUUCGAGAGCAACGUGCCUGUGAGCGAGAUAUCCAACGACAGACAGGAUAACGUCGACGUGCUGCGCAAAGUACUGAACGUGUUCCGUCCGAGGGAAUUCUGUCUCACGUUCUUUGCCAAAUCUGCAGGGAACAAGAACUUCGAUAGCCUGCAACAGUUUGCCUCAAAGUCGCGACUGUACGAGAAGAAAGAACGCAUCAUUUACGACCUGGAGGACUACCAAUUACUCUACAUCAGGUUCGAAAGAAAGUGA